GAUGACUCCGCGCAUUUCACAGCGAAUCCGUUGAGAAAGAUCACUCCAUCGUUUAAAGGACUUUGUUCACUUUCAAAUUUUCAUUUUUCGCCACAAACAGUUUACGAAAAUAUUGAUUUAGAGUCUAUAGUUGAACCUUUAGAAAAUCUGCUGACUUCUCUCACUUUCUGUGCUCAAAAUAACGCCGUCCCAUCCUCCAUCAACGAAGACAUGGAUAUUCGCCUCACUUCUAUUGCGAAACGACUAGCUUUACAGAGCAUUCAAUUGACUUCUUUCAUACCAUUGAUCAAAUCCAUAAUAUCUAAUGCCACAGACAUUGAAGUUUGGGAUGAAGUGACCGAACUUGUCGACACCCACGAGCCUAUGCAAUCGCCUGAGACGAAUGUUCCUUCUGCAAAACAAGGCGAUGCGCGUCGCAGGCGGUGUACGGCCACAUACGAAGGAGCCGACCAGAUCAUGGAUACUUUGAAAGGAGCGCUUCGUACUGAGCUGGCCGGUACUAUUUUCGAAAAUGUCGGUGGGUUUUAUGCAAAGUAUUUUGAAGGGACAACAUGGGCAGGCCAGUGUAGGGAGAUCGCAAAGCGCUACGAGAAUAGGCCAGACAAAUCGACGUUCAAGUUUCCCAAAGACCCAACUGAGAAGAAUGUCUGGCAAUGGAUAAAGGCGGUCCAAGCUGAGUUCAUCGAGCCGUACAAACCCGAUGAAUCUUGUGAAAGUAAGGACAACUUUCCCCUUCGAGCCGACGCAUUCCAUACGACGGGACCCGGACAGAUCGACGGAGGAUUAGCAAUACGACAGAUUGAUAUCUUCAUCAAGAGUCGAGAAAAAGCUGCCAAAGCUCAUGAUUGGCGGGAUAUCCUUGUUCUGGGAGAGCUGACUGAGCUAUCUUCUGCACAGUGGGUCGACAAGUUUCUCCAGCUCUCGGUCUAUAUGCGGGAGAUAUUUUCGGCCCAGCCACUGCGGCAAUUUGCGCACGGGUUUCUCAUGUUUGGGACGCAACUGCAGUUGUGGAUCUCGUGGAGAGCAGUCGGCCGACUGUCAGAAGUUGAACUUUUGAUGAGAGCACGGAACGUGAGGGAUGUGGCAUCACUGAUUGGAUCGCGAGAUGUGAUCAAGAUUAGUGACCUACGAAGUGGACUAACUUUCACUCAGAAUAUGAAUAAAGAAAUUCAUCCAAUCGAGGUCAAAAUGACAACAGCCGGUAGUUCACUAAAACUAGGGUCAUCCAGACCGGAUAGGAACGUUGAGUUAAGUAAGGGUGUCAAACGUGAUAGCGAGUCGGUUGCCGGUGGAGCCAACAAAAAAUUACGGAGAAGCGAAAGAUCGUGUGUCUUGAGUAUUUCAAGACAAGCUCUAUAUAAUGCAGCAACAGCGCGAGUAUGCAAAAAUGGCAAUUCGACUGGCUCGCGAAAGAAACCUUUAUCUAAAACCGCUCCCGAUCCUACGAUAACCGACGCCAAUCCCGUGACUCAAGAUUUGGCUCAAGAUGAAAGUAGUAACAGUCUCGACGAAGGAUCGAACUCGUCUUUGGGAAAAAGAUCCAGGAAUGUAGACGAGACUGAUGCUGAAGUCCAGACUGAGUCGGAGCCCCAAAUGAAGAGACUUUGCAUAUCGAGAAAUUUCGGGGAAAUUUUGGAACCCGCAGCUAACACUAACAUCAAUGAGACCAAGAAUCAUGCAAGACCUGCGAAAGAACGGGAUGUUGAAAAUGCAGAACCGGUCCCAGCAAUCAGUAACGCGGACAUUAUCAUGACGGACGAUUCAUUGGUCUACCGGAAUCGUUGGGAAACAGUCGUUGCUGCUGGGCCCUUCGGUCGAGCCAUCGGCGAGGAGACAACUGCUGUGGAACUUAUCUGCGGGCUACGUGAUGCAAUUAAGGGUCAUCAAUCGCUCUAUAUGGACACGAAUAUAUUGCAUCGCGAUAUCUCGACAAACAACAUCAUAUUGACUAACCCGAAGCGAAAUAAUGGUUGUCAUGGGAUGCUGAUUGACCUAGAUCUAGCAAUAUUGCGAACAGACAACAACUGUUCUGAGAAUGCUAAAGCGUUGACCGGCACUAUGGAGCUCUUGGCACUUGGGCUCUUAGAGGAAUAUGCAUUACCAUCUAACAAAGGGAUUUUCAAUACUUAUCGUCACGAUCUGGAGUCAUUCUUCUUUGUGCUAAUUUCAGUAUUCAUACGAUUUGGGUGGGGGCCGAAAAAGUCACCUCAUCUCGGCAUGUUGAGGAAGUGGUAUAAAGGAGAAGCCAAGGAUAUGCUCUUUAACAAAUCAGGAGCCAUUUCUAUGACUUACUUCGAGAAGAAUACGCUAGAUGCAUUCUCGUCGAGAUUCGAAUGUUUGAAAGACCUUGGUAGAAAGCUGUGCAAGAUUUUGUCUGAACGACAAAAUGCCUUUUUUUUUUUUUUUUUUGUAUUCAUUGUCCUGAUUUGGCGCCCUAUGGGCCCAUGCAGGUGGCUAUAA
Molecule: messenger RNA, 2460 nt
Organism: Blumeria graminis f. sp. triticale
Lineage: Eukaryota; Fungi; Ascomycota; Leotiomycetes; Helotiales; Erysiphaceae
Source: the annotation of a GenBank genome assembly